AUGUCUCAAGUCCAUCACAGUAUCACAAAUGUGACAACAACAACAUCAGAAGGACAACAACAAAUAUCCUCACAUCAUUCCCUUCCUCCUUCUCAUCAUCAUCAUCAUCAUUUGGAUGCUCACAUGAAUACAGCAGUGAAUCAUCAUAUUCUUCCUCAUCAUUAUGAAGUGAUGAACAACAACAAUAAUAAUAAUAAUGGCACAACUUCCGUGACGAUGGACACUCUUCAACAACAACGAAAGAAAAUUCAUGCCAUUGCAGAAUUUGUUGCGGGAGCAUUUGGAGGAUUGGCUGGUAUUUGUGUUGGAUAUCCAUUAGAUACCAUCAAAACAAGAAUGCAAAUAUUUCAAGAGAAUCAUCAUCAAUUCAAUGAAACAUUUAAAACCAAAUGGGAUUAUUUUAGAGGACUUUAUAGAGGUUUAACAAGUCCACUCAUUGGAGAACUUGCAAGUAAUUUCGUAUUAUUUGGAUCGUUUGGAAUUUGUAAAGAUUGGAUUUCAAACUAUUCAUUGAAUGAGAAUUUACGAGAUGAAUAUAGCCCAUGGAAAGAAUAUGCUGCCAUAUUUGCAUCAGGUGCAUUCUCUGGUUUGGCCAUUAGUUUUGUGGUAGCUCCAACUGAAAUGAUUAAAAUCCAAAUGCAGACCAAAAAUGGAAGUGAAAGUCAAACGGUGAUGAAUUGUGUGAAAGAGUUAUGGAAAACAAGAGGAAUGUUCCAUGGUUAUGUCUCUUGUUUGAAUCAUCAAUUGACUUUUUAUUCUUCCUAUUUUCUUAUUUAUGAAUGGUGUAAGAGACAAUUCGCUCAUUACUACUCCUCAAAAAAGAAUGAUUUGAAAUUUGAACACAAUGCAUUCACAUUACUCAUUUCAGGUGGUGUGAGUGGAACAUUAAGUUGGGCAUUAGUCUAUCCGACAGACUCGAUUCAAUCCAUUGUGAGAUAUGAUCGAAAUAUGAACAUGAGAAUGGUAUUGAAAAAGUAUUCAUUGAGGGAUUUGUAUAGAGGUUUUCAGCCCACUGUGAUUCGUGCAUUUCCUGUAAAUGCUGUCACUUUUUAUGCUUAUGAGUUGGCUUAUAAAAUGAUGGAAUAUUUGAAUCAUGAAUAA
Molecule: messenger RNA, 1101 nt
Organism: Naegleria fowleri
Lineage: Eukaryota; Heterolobosea; Eutetramitea; Acrasida; Naegleriidae
Exons: 3
Coding region: 1-1101 (366 amino acids)
Biological process (GO): transport
Molecular function (GO): transmembrane transporter activity
Source: RefSeq, a predicted model, not a curated record